Messenger RNA from Knipowitschia caucasica, 432 nucleotides. NCBI's taxonomy places the organism in Eukaryota, Metazoa, Chordata, Actinopteri, Gobiiformes, Gobiidae. The record is from the annotation of a GenBank genome assembly.
AUGGUACGGCAGCUGCUGUUCGGACGAGCUGAGAUCGUCACCGCGGACUCCUCACGGCACUCCCAGUCCAUCAGAGAGUCUCAGUGUAGACAGCCGCCUCCCAGAGGCGCUGAGGGGACUACUGUCCUGGAGCCCAAGUCCUCCACCAGCUCCCCACUGCUCUGUCUCAGACAGCCUCAGACCCGACAGCCACACCCCAGAGGAGCUGAGGAGACUGCCGCCCUGGACCCCAAGUCCUCCACCUGCUCCCAGAAGGCGUCUCCCUCAAGGGAAUGGAUCGUACAUUCCCAGACUCUUGGCAAACAGAGACGGAGAGCGUCCACCCUGUUGGAUCAGUUCUGGAAGACCGAUCAGACGUCCGGAGAAUGCAAAGCUUGGUCAGUGGUCAGGGGGCGUGGUCAGUCAGAACAAGCUGUCAGUCAAUCCGGCUGA